AUGUAUGCGAUUGGAGUGAAUGUGGCAAACAGUUUACAUCAAAACAAUCAUUACUUGAACACAAAAAAUCUACUCAUCACUAUUACCACUGUUUUCAAAUUGAAAAAAUCAUUAUAUCGACACAAGAGGUUUGUUCAUCAAAUAAAUGAGCAAGCUAUAUUUUUAUAUUGCUCGUGGCCUAAAUGUGAUUACAAAGCAUUAAAUAAUUCGAUUUUAAAAAACCAUAAAUACACACAUGUAAACAUUAAAAAUUUUCCAUGUGACCAGUGUCAUAAAUGUUUUAACACCAAAUCAGAUUUAAAUCGACACAAAAAUAUCGUUCAUUUAAACGUGAGAUAUGUAUGCGAUUGGAGUGAAUGUGGCAAACAGUUUACAGUUAAACGUAAUUUAAUUGCCCACAAAAGUAGUGUACAUUUAAAAAUCAAUUUCACGUGUAAUGAACACAAUUGUGGCAAAAAGUUUGCGUUAAGAUCAUCACUGAAUCAACACAAACAGUACAUACAUUCCGAUAUAAAGCCAUUUGUUUGCCGUUUCAAUGAUUGUCGCAAAGGUUUUAAAACUAGAGCCGAUUUCAAUGAACACAUGAAUAGACAUUUGAAUAUAAAACCUCAUAAAUGUCAUUAUAAUAAUUGUGGCAAGUGUUUUGUCAGUAAGAGUGAAUUAUCAUCGCAUUUGUAA
This is a messenger RNA of Oppiella nova, 678 nucleotides long. The record is from the annotation of a GenBank genome assembly. Lineage: Eukaryota; Metazoa; Arthropoda; Arachnida; Sarcoptiformes; Oppiidae.